AUGCCCUCAACUUUCUUUUCUUGGACGGAACUUUGGGAUGCUGCUGUGUCAAUUGGGAUGUUUGCCUUGGUUACUGUCUUCACCUGCGUUUGUUUUAAGAUGCUGGUGCGCUGGAUUAGGAUCUACUUGUGCCUCCGCAAUGUGCCUCAGCCAAAGGAGCGGUUUCCCUUCUCCUUGAUCUUGGAUAUGUGGAGCAUGAUGUCAGCGAUGGACCCUGCGCUAGACGUGCCAGCAAAACUGUUCAACUAUUUUCACUACAUGUUCCAGCAAGUUGUUGAUCAGGAGCUAACUGUGGCUUUUUACGGGCCGCAACCGUUUCUUAUCGCCUUGACACCGAACGCGGCAGAGCGUGUGCUUUCAAACAGCGAGAAUCUGAACAAGUCAUUCCUCUAUGACAUGAUGAAAAGUUGGAUUGGAAAUGGUCUCUUGACAAGCUACAAGGACAUUUGGAAGAAGAGGCGGAAAGUCCUCACGCCUGCGUUCCAUUUCCGUGUCCUCGAAGACUACGUGCCUGUCAUGAACCGAAGAGCGUCCGAAUUGGUGAAGAAGAUGAACUCACUGAGCAGCGGUAGCUUCGACCUCCUCCCCGUCAUGAGGAUCGCUGCCUUCGGAAUACUUUUUGAGACAGCCAUGGGCAUUCAAUUAGAUGAAAAUGAAGUUCUGAGAACAGGAUUCUUACAAGUGAAUGACGAAAUUUCCUCUAGCAUCAUAGCCAGGAUGCUAAAUAUAUAUCACUGGCUGGAUAUCACGUAUGGAUUCAGUCCUGAAGGAAGGCGAUAUUAUAAAAAAGUUGAACUGAUAAAGGAAUACACACAAAAAAUAUUAAGGACGAGGAAGGCAACAUACAAGAUAGGUGUAGAGGAGAAGGACCGAAAUAAAAGUUUUAUGGAUAUCUUAUUACGAAUGCACAUGGAUGAGGGCAUCUUUACUGAAGACGAAAUUCGUGAAGAGGUCAACACAUUCAUGAUUGGGGGUUUUGACACAACUGCCACUGCUGCUGCUUUUGCGGUUCAUCUCCUGGGAAAUCAUCCGGAAGCUCAAGCGAAGGUUCAUGACGAGAUUGACUCCGUCUUUGGAAAUGAUCGAGAGAGACCGGUGACUACAGAUGAUAUCCGAAACCUCAAGUACCUGGAUUGUGUUCUGAAGGAAACUCUUCGCUUGUAUCCCCCCAUACCAGCAAUAGCAAGGAAGAUUGAUGAGGACGUCGUGAUAGGAAAGCACACCAUUCCAAAGGGCACUGUGUCCAUAGUGAUGCUAUACUUCUUGCAUCGACAUCCUAGGUUUUUUGAGAAGCCGGAUGCCUUUUUCCCCGAGAGGUUUCUAGAUUACGCAGAUCGACAUCCGUUUUUGUACAUUCCUUUUUCUGGUGGAGCUCGCAAUUGCAUUGGUCAGAAGUUUGCCCAACUGGAAGAUAAAAUUCUCCUUACGCACAUCAUGCGGCACUUCAAAGUUGAAUCAGAGCUGUCAAUGGAACAACUGCAGAUGUCGCUGGAAUUGGUACUGCGUCCUACACAGGGGCUCCAUCUGAAGGUCACUCCGAGAGUUGCAGGGGUCGAGAAGACCACCAACUGAAGAAGCGCGUU
This is a messenger RNA of Ixodes scapularis (black-legged tick), 1583 nucleotides long. RefSeq names its product cytochrome P450 4V2. The record is from RefSeq and is a predicted model, not a curated record. Gene Ontology annotation, molecular function: iron ion binding; heme binding; monooxygenase activity. NCBI's taxonomy places the organism in Eukaryota, Metazoa, Arthropoda, Arachnida, Ixodida, Ixodidae. Bases 1 to 1572 code for a protein of 523 amino acids. The transcript is spliced from 11 exons.